Messenger RNA from Hippopotamus amphibius kiboko, 927 nucleotides. RefSeq names its product olfactory receptor 4A47-like. Gene Ontology annotation, molecular function: olfactory receptor activity; G protein-coupled receptor activity. The transcript has a single exon. The record is from RefSeq and is a predicted model, not a curated record. NCBI's taxonomy places the organism in Eukaryota, Metazoa, Chordata, Mammalia, Artiodactyla, Hippopotamidae. Gene Ontology annotation, cellular component: membrane. The coding region runs from base 1 to 927 and encodes 308 amino acids. Gene Ontology annotation, biological process: G protein-coupled receptor signaling pathway.
AUGGAACCAAGGAACAAUGUAACUUAUUUUGUACUUCUGGGCCUCACACAGAAUCCAAAGGAGCAGAAAGUCCUUUUUGUGAUGUUCUUAUUCUUCUACAUCUUGACUCUGGGGGGAAACCUGCUCAUUGUGAUGACAAUAACUGUCAGUAAGACCUUGAACUCACCAAUGUACUUUUUUCUUGCUUGCUUAUCAUUUAUAGACCUAGUUUAUUCCUCUUCUAUUUCCCCCAGAUUGAUCUCAGACUUGUUCUUUGGGAAAAAUACUAUAUCGUUGCAAACUUGUAUGACCCAGCUAUUUACUGAGCGCUUUUUUGGUGGAUCAGAGAUCAUUCUUUUGUUGGUGAUGGCCUAUGACCGCUAUGUGGCCAUCUGUAAGCCCUUGCGUUAUUUGGUUAUCAUGAGGCAAAGGGUUUGUGUUGUGCUGCUGGUGGUGUCCUGUGUUGGAGGUUUUCUGCACUCAGUAAUUCAGCUUAGCACUAUUUAUGGGCUCCCAUUCUGUGGCCCCAAUGUCAUUGAUCACUUUAUGUGUGACAUGUUCCCCUUAUUGAAACUGGUCUGUACUGACACCUAUGUCAUUGGCAUCUUAGUGGUGGCCAAUGGAGGAUUGAUGUGCACUGUUGCAUUUCUAUUCUUACUCAUCUCCUAUGGAGUCAUCUUGCACUCUCUAAAGAACCUGAGUCAGGAACAGAGGCAGAAAGCCCUUCAGACCUGUGGUUCCCACAUCACUGUGGUUGUCUGCUUCUUUGUUCCCUGUAUUUUCAUGUAUGUAAGACCUGCUAAGACUUUCCCUAUUGACAAAUCAUUGAGUGUGUUUUAUACAGUCAUAACCCCUAUGCUGAACCCAUUAAUCUACAGUCUAAGAAAUUCUGAGUUGACUAAUGCUAUGAAGCAGCUCUGGAGAAAAAAAUGUCAUCUCAAAUGGUAA